Drosophila nasuta is the source of this 743-nucleotide messenger RNA. RefSeq lists its product as uncharacterized. Lineage: Eukaryota; Metazoa; Arthropoda; Insecta; Diptera; Drosophilidae. The record is from RefSeq and is a predicted model, not a curated record. The transcript has a single exon. The coding region runs from base 109 to 627 and encodes 172 amino acids.
UUUGAGAAUUUCAGCUGGCAUACAAUGCUGAAAUUAUCACUCGAUUGUAUACAAACUGAAUAAAAGCAGUGAAUAAUAUUAAAAAUCAAAUAUUUAUAUAUUUAAAGCAUGGCUUCAUCUAGCCUUGAGAUGUCGGAAUUGAUUUCCAACCAGAAUCGAACCUCUCAUCUUGCUCUGCCCGAUAUAAAGCCAAUUACCGAUGCUCGCAAAUAUGUCUCAGAUUCGAAGAAUUUCAACGGCAGUGUCGAGAAGGCAACAGAGUUCCUUGCUGGACAAGAGAAACAGUGUCUAGAUGUGAUCCAGCUACUCAAGGAAGAAGUGCACUCUAAGCUAGAUGCUUUGCAUAAGGUAAAAGAAGAUCUGCUGGCACUGCAGCGUCAGCUGGCUCAACCAAGUGACAGUAAAUUCGACAAGGUGUUGGUCAAGUUUACCGAUGAGACGGAGAUGAAUGAAUGCGAGGUGCCAGAUGCUUUGGCACGUUACAGCAUAAAGAUGAGUUCACUGUAUAGUGAAAUUUUGGGGCUCGAUAGCGACGUGGAUUACGUGUCUUAUUUGGCCAGUGUUGCCAGGGUCAACAAAGAUUUUGUUGGCAAAGUUAACAGCAAAACUCCAAAGAUGAGGAUUUAAAACACAUAUUUUAAACAUUUUACUUGUUUUAAUUUAUGAAAUUGAAUCAGACGACGAAGACCACACAAAAAACACUUUCCAAAUUUAAUGUCAUUGCAAAUAAAAAGGUAAAAAAA